AUGUUUACUAGUAUAACCUUUGGACUUAACAUUCUCCAACAUUGAAAUUAGUCUCUCCUUACAGGUCAAUCCAGCAAAUGAACGGAUGCUUGGUGGUGGUGGUGCUGAUGGAGCCAUACAUCGAGCUGCUGGUCCAGAACUACGGGAAGCAUGCUAUGAGGUCCCAGAAGUGAGGCCAGGAGUUCGUUGCCCCACAGGAGAAGCAAGGAUUACCCCGGGCUUUCGGUUGCCUGCUUCUCAUGUUAUUCAUACAGUUGGACCAAUUUAUCAUUCAGAUAAGAACCCUGAAGCUGCUUUGAGAAAUGCAUACAGAAACAGUCUACGUGUGGCGAAAGAGCACAACAUUCAAUACAUUGCAUUUACAGCUAUAUCUUGCGGGGUCUAUGGCUAUCCUUUUGAUGAGGCUGCCAAAGUGGCCAUAUCUACAGUGAAUGCAUCUGCUGGUGACUUUAAGGAGGUGCAUUUCGUUCUCUUCUCAGACGAGAUAUGCAAUGUUUGGGUGAAAACUGCCAAUCAAUUGCUUAAAAAUUGAUGAAUCCGGCACCGUGGCUAUCCCGAAUGGAGAUAUUAGACAGGCAUGAGCUGCUUGUUCAUGAAGUUGCUAAACUUGUGAUGAAAAAAUACUUUCAGAUCUAUAAGACAUAUCCUUUGAUACAUGGUAAUUUAGUGAGAUUGUAUUUUGUGCUGCUAUUUAUAGGCUAAUAAAUCUUUUUUUUAAGUAUGGGUGAUAUUCGAACUAUUUUUAAAAGGAAAGUAUCUGUUUUUAACAUAGAUAGUUUGCUAGUACUUAGACACUUGGUAUAAUCAUCUCAUUCCUAAUCGAAACCUUUUCAUAUUGACA
This is a messenger RNA of Salvia splendens (bonfire salvia), 841 nucleotides long. RefSeq names its product macro domain-containing protein XCC3184. The record is from RefSeq and is a predicted model, not a curated record. The transcript is spliced from 6 exons. Lineage: Eukaryota; Viridiplantae; Streptophyta; Magnoliopsida; Lamiales; Lamiaceae. Bases 86 to 532 code for a protein of 148 amino acids.